CCCGCCGCCUGGAGAGUGUCCUGUGAUUAAAGGGCCGAAACACUUGUUGAUAGGCGGUUCUUAGCUGAUGAUGUUGGUGGUUUUAGCAGUACAGAACUGUAUCUCACUCAUUUAUUUGACGAUGUUUUCUGAUGAAAUAUAGGACAUGCAAGCAGAGAAUGCAUUUUCCAUUUAAUUUUUCAGUUCUAAUGUUUCAUGUUUUGAAAUAAGUGCAAUUUUUUUAUUAAAGGUAUAAGCCUCCUAGUUCAGUAUGGAAAAUAUGACCGAAAUAGCAAACUCAGCAUUACAAGACCAUGAUAAUUCGGAUUCUGAUGGAUCCUUUGAAUCAGCAUCGGGAGAUACAACAGACGGGGUUGGUACUUCUGGUAAUGAAGAUGUAUCUGUAAAUAGGCCAGGAUUCUUAGAUUUGUCAGAUGAUGAAACAUCCACUGAACUCGGUGCAAUCAGUAACGAUAUUUGCUCGAAUGAGACUGCAGUUGAAAAACGUUCCUUACAAAAUGCUUCUAUAGGCGCCGAGAUACUAAAUGUAGGCAAUUUGGGUAAAUCCAAAAGAGCUCAUAGUUGUGAACCCUGUGAAAUUCAAGGCAAAACUGCCCCGGCUUCUACGUUUUGUCCGAGUUGUGAAAACGAGAUGUUAUGCGAAAUCUGCUCAACAAUACACAGGUCAUUACCUAUUACGAAAUUACACGAUCUUCUGGAUAUUUCCGAACAUCCUGCAUACAAACAGGUUGAGAAUGUAGAUAUCCCGACCUGUGGUCUCUGCCAUUUGCAGAACGUUGGUAAUGAAGCAAGUGUCCAAUGUAUGCAGUGUGAAACGUUUCUCUGUGAUGCAUGUUCCAACCAGCAUAAGGCUCAAAAAGCGACCCGCUCACACAAACUAACAUCAACUGUGAAAACAAUCGAACGGUCACAUGUAUAUUGCGGCGACCAAAACAAUUGGGAAGUAUCUAAAAAGAAUGUUGUAUCUACAGACACAGUGAAGUUGAAACAACCGGGUCGACCAGAAGCUUUUAAUAUUACAUCUGAUUCAUUGACGCUUUCAUGGACAAAACCUGCCCUUCACGCGGACGGGGAUUAUUUUCAAAUAGAAUAUAAAGAAUUAAUUCCAGGGUCAAAGUGGAAAACUUUUACUGGAGAAUUUGCUGAAUCAACGCAGAUUCUUACGAAUAUAAAAUCAGAAACAGAGUUUUAUAUUUCGGGUACGGGCCAUUCAGUGCGACGGUGAAAGUCCGUAUAGUGAGGAUAGUGUGGUUGUCAAAACGCACAUUUCCACAGCCUUUUGUCUGAUUGGUUUCUCCGUCCGUCUUGAUGAAGAAACCACGUCACCGGUUCGGUAUGCCUUGCCAAUGUGUGAAGUUAAAGAGGCAAGAAAUAGUAGGGCUAAGACAAGGAAAUUUGAAGUGGGUAUGGCUACGUUUUGAUUAAAUAUCGCAUAAAUGCUGGUAUGACGCAUAGCAAUA
Molecule: messenger RNA, 1460 nt
Organism: Dreissena polymorpha
Lineage: Eukaryota; Metazoa; Mollusca; Bivalvia; Myida; Dreissenidae
Exons: 3
Coding region: 251-1225 (324 amino acids)
Biological process (GO): positive regulation of DNA-templated transcription
Cellular component (GO): chromatin; nucleoplasm
Molecular function (GO): ubiquitin-protein transferase activity; protein binding
Source: RefSeq, a predicted model, not a curated record